UCGCUUCCGGACAGUGUAAUGACGCGGUGUGUGUUGCAUUAAAAUGUGAGUUUUAUUUUAGGAUCUGAUUUUCUCCACAACAUCUAACGCGCAGGUUUUGUAAAGACAGAAACUACAGAUGGCUCAUUUAUCAGAAAACCCUGCGGAUAAGAACCGGUUUUUGUGUAUAUAUCCAGCUUACAUUAACAGUAAAAAAACAUUGGCAGAAGGCAGAAGAAUACCGUCAGAGAAGGCGGUGGAAAACCCUUCCUGUGCUGAAAUCAGAGAUGUUCUAACUGCAGCAGGAUUAAAUGUCUAUGUUGAGAAUAAAAUGUUUCCAAGAGAAUGGAAUAGAGAUGUACAGUUUAGAGGAAGAGUGCGAGUUCAAAUCAAACAAGAGGAUGGAAAUUUGUGUCUGGAGAAAUUUACCUCUAAAAAAGAUCUUAUGUUUUAUGUGGCUGAGAUGAUCCCGAAGUUGAAGACAAGAACACAGAAAAGUGGCGGCAGUGAUUCUGGAACACAACAAAGUGAAGGAGGCAAAAAGGGAAAGAAGAAGAAGAAGUAACCACAUGGAAGUUAAUCAGACAAGCUUAAAGAACAUUGACAGUUUUUUUUUAUUUAUUUUUAUUUUUUAACAUUUUUGGUUUUCUCAGUACAGGAAAAUAAUGACAAUUUUUAAGUUUGAGAGGUUAAAAAUGUUAAUCAUUUGUUUUAGUUCCUUUUAUUGCCACAUUAGUUUUCAUUAAGACAGUUUUAACCUCUGCAUUUUUGUUGAUUAGGGAGUUAUUGGUGUAAAUUCUGAUCCACUGACGCAAACCUGGAAACCAUUUGCCAUUCAUUAGGUUUAUUAAAGAAAGGAAGAUUUAGUCAUGUGUGGUUGUAUUGUUUUCAGUUACUAAUAAAAGAUGCCAUACAAAUAUGGUUAUUUUGACCAGA
This is a messenger RNA of Trichomycterus rosablanca, 915 nucleotides long. RefSeq names its product signal recognition particle 19 (gene srp19). Gene Ontology annotation, biological process: SRP-dependent cotranslational protein targeting to membrane; SRP-dependent cotranslational protein targeting to membrane, signal sequence recognition. The record is from RefSeq and is a predicted model, not a curated record. Gene Ontology annotation, molecular function: 7S RNA binding. Gene Ontology annotation, cellular component: signal recognition particle, endoplasmic reticulum targeting. The transcript has 5 exons. The coding region runs from base 119 to 544 and encodes 141 amino acids. NCBI's taxonomy places the organism in Eukaryota, Metazoa, Chordata, Actinopteri, Siluriformes, Trichomycteridae.